AUGCUCAACUGUACCAAGUGCAUGCAGCCGAUUGGCGCUGUGGAGCCGGUGCUGGCGUUGAACAGGCGUUGGCAUCCAGGCUGUUUCGUGUGCGAGGAAUGUGGCUGCAAUCUUGUGGAUAAGCCCUUUACUUCCAAAUUAAAUGCGCCCUACUGUGAGACCUGCUUCGCUGCCAAGCACCGCCCCGUAUGUGAGAAAUGCUCAGAGCCCAUCGACAGUGACCAGAAGUACGCGGUGAUCGGUGGAAAGCCUCACCACGCCACCUGUUUCAUCUGUGAAGUCUGCCAGAAGUCCCUCUACGGUGGCAAAUACGCUAGCAAAAACGGCCGCAUUACGUGCCUUGCCCAUCGCUAA
Hydatigera taeniaeformis is the source of this 354-nucleotide messenger RNA. The record is from the annotation of a GenBank genome assembly. Lineage: Eukaryota; Metazoa; Platyhelminthes; Cestoda; Cyclophyllidea; Taeniidae.